Messenger RNA from Colletotrichum truncatum, 402 nucleotides. RefSeq lists its product as uncharacterized. The record is from RefSeq and is a predicted model, not a curated record. Lineage: Eukaryota; Fungi; Ascomycota; Sordariomycetes; Glomerellales; Glomerellaceae.
AUGUCACUGGCCAACGUAUCUCAGCGGUUCCGCCUCGCCCACCUAUUCCCUAUCUUCGUCGCGGUCGCUCACACCUUGGGUAGUCUCGUGUCUGUAUUCGAUCCAGAAGGAGCUAUUCAUUCGUUUGGGCUGCCCGAAAGAUUUGCACAGUCGCCCAUAGCCCACGCGUGUUUCCUUCUCAGUGGAGCUCGGCUAUCAACCUUGGGAAUGGCGCAGCUUCUUUUUUACCUCAGAGGAGAUUUCUUCGCAGUAGACAUUAUCAUGGCAUUGCUAGUCUGUGUCGGUCUUGUUGAUGGCUUCGUUUGCUGGCAAGAAGGAGUGCCGAGCGCAGCAAUUUUCAGGGCCACAUCCGGGCUAGUCAUUGGUGCGUGGGGAGCUCUGGGGUUGACUUCCAAAUUGUGA